GUCGGAAACCACUUCAUUUAUUAUAACUUAUUUACAACUUCCCGUCGUUAUAAAGUAACGGUGAACAUUUAAUGCUGUCAAGACUAUGUACACAAUAGAUCCACUCGACUGGGCUGAAGGUCUAGAAUCGAUGGCCAUAUAUAGCAGAGACGAAACAUUAAUACAGGAGUUGAAGACAAGCAAGUAUGUAAAGACAAACAUCCCCGGUCCCGGUUGUGACAUGGACGAAUUCGAAACCCAAAUCCUCGGCUGUCAGUGUGACAACAACAUUUGUCUUGAAAUGUGUCCAUGUAUCGUCAGAUAUGGCAGGAUUUAUGAAAACGGGAAAAUUAUUCCGUCACUCAUUGACGGUAAAAACAUGGUGCCCAUAUUGGAAUGCAAUAUUCGGUGUAAAUGUCCAUCCGACUGUCAAAACAGGCUGAUUCAGAAAGGGAUAUCUAUUAAAAUGGAGGUAUUCCAUUCUGAAACAAAAGGACUUGGUUUGCGAACAUUAGACAACAUCUACCAAGGAAUGUUUGUUUGUGAAUAUGCCGGUGAAAUUAUAUCGUUUGAAGAGGCCAAACAGAGAACAAAGCGACAGACCGAGAGUGAUAUGAACUAUAUCAUAGUUGUUAAGGAGCACCACGGGACGGGUGUCAUGGUAACACACGUGGAUCCCACAUGUCGUGGGAAUAUUGGACGGUAUAUUAACCAUUCGUGUUGUCCUAAUUUAACGAUGGUACCUGUCAGGGUUAACUCGAUGGUGCCCAAGCUCUGUUUGUUUGCCACCAAGGACAUUCCUUCUCUUACAGAACUCACCUUUGACUAUGGACAUGCCAGUUCCACUACUAAUUCCGACAGUAUAAAGCCCCCACCAUCCACCAAGAAGUGUCACUGUGGCGCCCAUACCUGUAAAGGCUAUCUGCCGUAUGAGCCGCUUCUCUACAAUUAAAGUUAUGUAACAAACCUGGUUGAGUGAAACAUAGAGAGUUGUUUGAAUUAUUUGUUUCUUCGGUAAAAAAAAAUCCAUAACGAUUUAGUUUUAACUCUUAUUUAAAUUAAAAAGGUAAAAUAUGCAUACAUUAAGACAUAAAUGUACUAAAACCGGAUCUUAACGAUGAACCAAUUAUCGAGUGAGAAUUAAUUAUGUAACACUGUGCCUUAUACCAGGGUGAUCUACAUUGCUUUAUGCGCUCCAUAAAAGAUAACUUGGUAGUUUAAAAAGACAUGUUUAAUCUUGUUGACUUGUAUAGUGUUUUAUUCAAUACCAUUUUCGAAUGGCAAAUACAAAGAAGUAAUACAAAUAAAGUUUAAAGCUCCACCUGUGACUAUACACGAACAUUCAAGGUCUAUCAAC
Molecule: messenger RNA, 1336 nt
Organism: Pecten maximus
Lineage: Eukaryota; Metazoa; Mollusca; Bivalvia; Pectinida; Pectinidae
Product: histone-lysine N-methyltransferase SETMAR-like
Exons: 2
Coding region: 86-931 (281 amino acids)
Cellular component (GO): nucleus
Molecular function (GO): histone H3K9 methyltransferase activity; protein binding; zinc ion binding
Source: RefSeq, a predicted model, not a curated record